GAUACCCUCUUUCCUAAAGUUUGGAAUUUUGCAAAUGUAAAUUGCUUUCUCUGUGGUUUUAUAAAGCUUCAAGGACGGAAUCAAUGUCAACAUGUUGCUAAGCAUUCUGUUUGUCCCAAUAAAACCUUCAAGGAUGGAAUCAAUGUCAACAUGAUGCUAAGCAUUCUGUUUGUCCUAUUUACGAACUCCUUUAAAAAACUCUCCGUUUCUCUCAAGCCAGGCUCAAAUGGGUCAACAGGAAAAUCUCUGAUUUGUUUUUAUAAAGUAUAUAUCCCUUGAGGGCUUAUGGAAGAAGGGACAACAAGCAGUUCUGUGUUACCAGCCCCUGACAGAGAUAUUUUCAGCCAUUCAGGGCCUUUGCACCUCACUCAUAUUGACUGGAAAAACUUCCAUCAUAGAAGAUCUAUUGCUGCAAGCUUGGUUCAGGGAGUACGUGUUUUAGAGUUUGACCGCCAGCAGAAUCGACAAGGACAGCAAGCUCAUGCUCCCGAAUGGUGGGAAUUCUUCCAUUUUCAACUAGUUUGUCCAUUAAUAGAUGUUGACAACUCCAUUUUUGGUGCCAUUUAUGAACUCAAGCUCUCUGGUUUGGACAAUUCAGCCCAAAUUGUCCCGCGUUUUGUCAUUGCCUUUCGGGGUACAAUAAAAAUGCAAGCGUCUCUACCGCGAGAUCUCAAGCUGGAUCUCCUAUGUGUCUGUAACAAACUUCAUGAAAGCUCCCGCUUCCAGAUUGCAAUGCAGGCUGUGCAAAACAUGGUUACUCUUGCUGGAGCUUCAAAUAUUUGGUUGACUGGACAUUCAUUGGGGUCAGCUAUUGCCUUGCUUGCUGGGAAGAACAUGGUUAAGAUGCACAGUUAUAUUGAAACAUACCUCUUUAACCCACCAUUCUUGUCUGUCCCCAAGGAAAUAAUUCCAAAUGAAGGGCUAUGGCAGGGAAUCCACUUAGCAAACACUGUAAUCAGAGUGGGACUUGCACGCGUAAAGGGUCUCUACCGGAUUCAAAGGCCUAAGCAAUUUGAUCAAGUUACUAAUCAAGUUACUGCAUUAUUAUCUCUCUGGGUACCUUACCUGUUUGUGAACCCAGGUGAUCAUAUUUGCUCCGGUUAUAUCAGGUAUUUUGAACAGAGAAAGAGCAUGACCGAGAAGCUUCCAGAGAUAUCCUCAGAAAGUUCUUUCUCGAAUGCAGAUUCAGAAUCUUUGCAUCUGCUUCCUUCAGCUUAUCUAACUAUUAAUCUCGGUUCUACACCUGAUUUUAAACGAGCUCAUGGUAUUCAUCAGUGGUGGGAUCCAAAUUUUGAUGGUCGCUCUGAACAUUACAGCAGAUGAUAUGUGACCUGAAGCAAUCUCUUUUCUCUGGAAGUAGCUAGAGAUCCUGGCUCAAGUCAUGGCACAGGUUUAGCUCACGUUUAUUAACCCAGCAAUCAAGAGAUAUCUAUUUGAAAUAUGGUGAAUCAUUGGUUUCCUAAGUGUAUGGAAACUGUCUUAACAAUAUGUCAUAGAAAUUGAAUAUUACUUGAAUGAUUCUGGACAUGUACAACAUAUAUGGUAGAGUUAAUAUGUUUUAACAUAUGAAUUGAGAAGUUCUGAUGAGCUUUGGGAAUCAUUCUUGCUUCUUUUGGAUAUUCUUGCAAAUAAUGAUACCAGUCUGUUUACAUAUCAGUCUUUUGUGAUGUGCUGAUCCACUCAAUGAAAUUCGUGUCCGUGAAGACUGCUGAGAUGAAUCUCGUGGCAACUUUCCAUGAAGUUGUUCACCAUGUUCUCAUUUAGACAAUUCGUACCGACUUAGUCAUUAAGUUAAUGAUCAUGAAAGCUACUUCCGAGAUGAGUAGGGACUUUUUUUUAACUUU
This is a messenger RNA of Rubroshorea leprosula, 1844 nucleotides long. The record is from the annotation of a GenBank genome assembly. Lineage: Eukaryota; Viridiplantae; Streptophyta; Magnoliopsida; Malvales; Dipterocarpaceae.